This is a messenger RNA of Ochlerotatus camptorhynchus, 529 nucleotides long. Its product is annotated as NPC intracellular cholesterol transporter 2-like. The record is from RefSeq and is a predicted model, not a curated record. The transcript has 2 exons. Bases 50 to 505 code for a protein of 151 amino acids. Lineage: Eukaryota; Metazoa; Arthropoda; Insecta; Diptera; Culicidae.
CAAAACCUAGUCUUGCUUCAGCCUCAAUAACGGUAGCACAACAGUCAACAUGUUCAAACUCCUCCUGAUCGUCGCUUUGGUGCCAGCCAUCCUGGCCCAGACCCCAGUUCGCCAGUGUGCCAACGGAGCUGGUCUGCCCCAGUCGGUUGACAUCAAUGGAUGCACGACGUCGCCCUGCCCGAUCCAGAAUGGUGCCCCCAUCCAAGCCUUAGCCGUUGGAAUCACCAGCCCGGUUGCCAGCAACGGAAUGGAAGCCUACAUCGUGAUCCGCUUGGCCGGUCUGCAGAUUCCCUUCCCAAUGCCAGAUGGUCUGGAGGAUGCCUGCGCUAUGGGAACCGCACCCGGAACUUGCCCGAUUUCGGUCGGACAGGUCUUCGACUACAACCUGAAUCACGGAGGCAUGGCUCUGACGCUGACCGGUGUAACCGUGCAGGUUGAGGUCGGUCUGCGUGCCGACGACAACAGCUUGAUCGGUUGUCUGGAAUUCGAUGCUACCAUUGUUUAAUAAACGAGUUAAAAUUUAAGAAAA